This is a messenger RNA of Xyrauchen texanus (razorback sucker), 1495 nucleotides long. RefSeq names its product eukaryotic translation initiation factor 4 gamma 1-like. The record is from RefSeq and is a predicted model, not a curated record. Bases 167 to 1495 code for a protein of 442 amino acids. Lineage: Eukaryota; Metazoa; Chordata; Actinopteri; Cypriniformes; Catostomidae. The transcript has 5 exons.
UCAAGCACCUGGAUGCAAAAGAAUCAGUGUGCAGCUGGACUGUGAUGUGGAGCUAAAUAGAUCUGCAAAUGCAUGGAAGCCUGGUCUGAAGUUGGCGGUUGAGGAUCCAGAGGCCCAGAAAACUGAGAUUACCGUCAAAGAUCCCAAGCAGGGCAGGAAAGACAUUAUGGAGGCCAUAUUUUCAGGGACCUGGAAAUUAAGCCCACCUGAACCACUGCAGCCAGAAGUCUCCUUCGGCCUGCAAACGGAUCCCAGUGUGGGAGCCUCCAUGCCUGCCUCAGCAGUUGAGGCAGAAGAACCCUCUGGCACCUUUGCUGAGUGUGAGCCAGAGAGUUCAGUGCAGCCCUUACCAUUGAGCCUUUUUGCUUCAGGUCAGCCUGAAGAGGCUCCGAUAGAGAUGGUAGAAUUCUCAGGCCCCUCAGCUGAGUCUGAGCCUGCACCAGAGCCAGAGAGCUCAGAGCCGCUCUCAGCUCUGAGCCUGUAUGUGUCUCCAGCCCAGCCCAAGAAGGCAGCUGUAGAGGCAGAACACUUCUCUGGCCCCUUACCUGAGCCCGAGCCCUCAGGUCCAAGCAUGUCCACUUCCCCUGCCCAGCUUGAGAUGACAGCAGUAGAGGCAGCAGAACCUACAAGCCCCUCUGUGCUGAUCACACCACCAUCUGCAGAGAGCAAGAGGAAAUAUGAUAGAGAUUUCCUCUUGAGUUUACAGUUCAUGCCUCAAUGUCUGCAGAAGCCAGAGGGUCUUCCAAAUUAUCCUGUUAUUUUGGACAAGGCGAAUGAAUGUCAACUGCCCAUGUGUCCAGUGGAUUGGCCAACAAAGUCAAGAGGCCAAAAAUCUGGCUGUAAGAAAAGGCGUCAAGCACCUGGAUGCAAAAGAAUCAGUGUGCAGCUGGACUGUGAUGUGGAGCUAAAUAGAUCUGCAAAUGCUUGGAAGCCUGGUCUGAAGUUGGCGGUUGAGGAUCCAGAGGCCCUGAAAACUGAGAUUACCGUCAAAGAUCCCAAGCAGGGCAGGAAAGACAUUAUGGAGGCCAUAUUUUCAGGGACCUGGAAAUUAAGCCCACCUGAACCACUGCAGCCAGAAGUCUCCUUCGGCCUGCAAACGGAUCCCAGUGUGGAAGCCUCCAUGCCUGCCUCAGCAGUUGAGGCAGAAGAACCCUCUGGCCCCUCGGCUGAGCGUGAGCCAGAGAGUUCAGUGCAGCACUUACCAUUGAGCCUUUUUACUUCAGGUCAGCCUGAAGAGGCUCCAAUAGAGGUGGUAGAAUUCUCAGGCCCCUCAGUAGAGUCUGAGCCUGCACCAGAGCCAGAGUGCUCAGAGCCGCUCUCAGCUCUGAGCCUGUAUGUGUCUCCAACCCAGCCUGUGAAGGCAGCGGUAGAGGCAGAACACUUCUCUGGCCCCUUACCUGAGCCCGAGCCCUCAGGUCCAAGCAUGUCCACUUCCCCUGCCCAGCCUGAGAUGACAGCAAGAGCAAGAGGAAAUAUGAUAGAGAUUUCCUCUUGA